AUGGCUCUGGGCCGGAACAAUGUGAUGGCCAUUGGCGUCAGAAGCAUUGAAAUUCACUCUAAACAGCCUCAAAGUCGAACUUCAGAAAUGUUGCAGCUCCUUCGACUCACCUUCAGCCUGUUGCCAUGGAUACCAGUCUUCCUGUGUAAGGUUGUCACAGAGGGGGAGUUUUCAGUCCUGGAGGGAGAAUCCCUCACAAUCCCCUGCCACUACGAGCCACAGUACACCAACCAUGUAAAAUACUGGUGUCAGGGAGCACUGAGGGAGUUCUGCACCUCUUUAGCUCGAACCGACGACCCCCAGGUGAUAAACCCGGUUGAGGAGAGAGUGAGCAUCUUUGAUGACCCAGCCCAGCAGGUGUUCACUGUGACCAUGAACAAGCUGAAGGAGGGGGACUCUGGGUGGUACAUGUGCGGGGUGGAGAUAGGCGGAGUGUGGAAAGCUGAUGACACCACAUUCACCAACAUUAAAGUCAUCCAUGGCUUGAAAGCUGUGAACAGCAGGGUGAGCGGAGUGGAGGGCAGCUCUGUCACAGUCCAAUGCCUCUACAGUGAGAGAUACAGAGAAAGUGAGAAGAAAUGGUGUCGGAGCGGAGACCCAAGAUCCUGCCUGUCGACCGGUUCCGUGGGAAGCUACGAGAACUCCUCAAUGGCCAUCAGAGAUGACAGAACUGGGGCUUUCACUGUAACCUUCAAGAAGCUUCAUAUGACAGAUACUGCCUGGUACUGGUGCUCUGCAGGGCCGCAGAUGAUAACUGUGCGCGUGCAUGUCACUCCACGACCCACUACCACUGUGCCGCUCAUUACAGCUCGACUCAUGACAAGUCAUUCUGCUGAACACCUGCCUCCAACCAAAGCCAUCACUACUGAGUCCUGGAGCAGCAACAGUCUACCUUUCAUCUUCAUUACUCCACCUAUCAUCUUCAUCACUUAA
Messenger RNA from Nematolebias whitei (Rio pearlfish), 933 nucleotides. It is a transcript of the gene pigr, whose product is annotated as polymeric immunoglobulin receptor. Lineage: Eukaryota; Metazoa; Chordata; Actinopteri; Cyprinodontiformes; Rivulidae. Gene Ontology annotation, molecular function: transmembrane signaling receptor activity. The record is from RefSeq and is a predicted model, not a curated record. Gene Ontology annotation, cellular component: plasma membrane.